CGCUUGCUUUGUCUGUAUGCAUUUCACUCUAGGCGUCAAACCGACAUAUCGAAGUGCUCAAACUGACCUGCAGCGUUUGCGCUUCCUAUCAAUAUUUGUAGACAUUUAUGUACGCCUUUAAGCGUUAAUUGCUUAGGAGGUCGCAGAGCAAGCGUGCUGGGCAAAGGAGGAAUGCAGUUUAUCUGCAGAGGCGCCUGGCAAAGGAGCCGCACUAUGGAAGCUCUAGAUAUCUGAGCAAAGGAGGCUCUGGGAAGCCCAGAGCCUUUAAGGCCUGGAAAUGGCGGGGCAAGAUGAAUUUGACGACUCGCUGCGGCAUUUUAAAGCGCUGUCGGAGGCCUUGGACGAACGCCUUCGAAAGCGAGCGCAGGAGCCGAAAUGGGAUGCUGAUUUGUUCCGCAAGUCGCUGCCUUCGGCUGGGCCACCUGCUGCUGAGGCGUCAGCGGCUUCAGCGGCGUCAGCCGACAGCGCCAUGGACGUUGUGGCGGAGGCGCUGUUUGGCAACAAGGCCAGUACACAGCAGCUCCAGGCAGCCGCAGAUGAGGCGCGGGCUGCGGCUGCAGCAUCUCGGGAGCGCGCCCGUGCUCGGGUGGAGGCGCAGGCGGCGCUGCAGACCAUCCGGGCACAGACCGCCGCACUGGAGGCGAGGGCGCGGGGUCUGCUGCAAGAUGAUGACCUGCGCCCCGCCUCAUCCCCAGCAGCGCCCGAGCCACUGCCGACUAAGCCGCUAACGCCGCCGCCACCACCGCCGCCGCCACUGCAGCUUCAGCAGCCGGCCGGCGGGCACGUGCGCUUCGUGGGCGCCGGGGACGGCUCGCCUAUGUUGAGCCCGCAGCCCGCCGCAGCCCGGCGGGGCGGCGCGGCGGGGCUGGGGCCUCGCUCGGACGGCGCAGGCGCGCCGCAGGCGCCGCAGGCGGGGCAGCAGCCGCCGCCGGCGAUGAUGCGCGUGUCGCUCCUGGGCGGUGCGCCGGUCACCCUCGCCGCCAACUACACCUCUCUGCUGCGGACCAGCACGGCCGGCUUCGUGGGUACCACGGGCGCGCCGGGCAUGCCCGCGCCGGGGGCAGUGGCGCCGUCACCGGUUCUCCAGUCGCUGUCUUCGCCGCCGCUGGGCUCGGCGCGGCCGGGCGGGGACGGCUCACUGUCAGGCGCGGCGCCGGCGCCAGUGCCGCCGAUGCGGUUGGCGUCACCGUCAGUCGUGGCGGAGCCGCUGCGCUCCGCGUCUCCUGCGGAGACAGCCACCUAUCGGGCCACGCCCACUGGCACCAUCAACCUCGCUGCCAGCUAUACCGGGUACGGUGCGGGCGGCGGCGGCGCGAGCGGCAUCAUGGGGCCGCUGGUGCCGCCGCUGGCGGGCACGCAGCGGGCGAUGGCGGCGGCGGCGGCCGGCGGCGCCGUCAUCGCCGGGCAGGUGCAGUACCGUGCGCUGCUGGCGGCGGCCACGGCGGCCUCUGCAAAGGAGGCGGCGGGCGCUCGCGCGCGGGCCUUCCACAGCGAUAUGGCGGCCAUAGACGCGGAGAUAGACGCCUACGUCGGCGACUACAAGUUCGAGCAGUACGCGCCCGAGGCGGCGCUGGUGGUGCAGACGGCGUGGCGGGCGCAACGGGUGCGCGUGUUCUUCAACCGCUACUGGGCGGUCCGGCAGAAGCACCUGCGGCGGCAGCUGCGGCUGGCGUUCUCGCCGCUGAAGCAGCUGGUGUUGGCGGUGCUGCACGCGCGGCGGCGGCUGCUCCGUCGGGCGUUUGAGGAGUGGCGCGAAUGGAUACGGCUGAGUGAUGAGCUGUUCCUGCGGUUCGUGAUCAAGCUGCGCGCCUCCAUCGGCAGCGUGAAGGAGCACGCCACGCCGCAGCAGCUGUGGCAGCUGUGCACGCCGCCGGGCGGCGACCCGUGGGCCGCCAAGCUGACGCUGGGCGCGCUGGUUGCCAACGUGCUGCGCCGCCAGAUGCCCAGCCGCACCGCCGCCAUGUACCUCACGGCCUGGCGCAAGGCGGUGGCAAACCAGGUGGUGAAGCGGCAGGCCGCGGGCGAGGUGCUGCGCCGCAUGGACCAGGGCCGCUUCAAGGAGUACGUGAGGCUGUUGUUCAGGUUCUGGUUCCGCUGGGCCAUCAUCCAGGUCAGCGAGCGGCUGCAGAUACCGCCGCCCAUCUUCCGGCCCCGCAUCCCCGAGUGGGACGCCUGGCUCUUCAAGCACACGCGCUCGCGGGAGCUGCACUCGCGCAUCGUGCUGCUGCACAAGGGCUUCCGCGUGAAGCACUUCUUCAACUUCUGGGUGUUCUUCACACGGCGCAACAAGAAGAUGCGGCAGGCCUGGAUCACCACGGCGGCGCAGCACAUUGAGGCCAUACUGCGCAACGCGAUAAACGCGUUCAAGGCCAACGCGGCGGAGGCGCGGCGGCAGCGGCGCAUCAAGCGCGCCGUGUUUGAGGCCGUCCAGCACAUCACGCGGCGGAACAUCGCCGUGCGCCGCAUCGCACGCGAGGUUGCGGAGCUCAGUCGGCGGGCGCGUAUGCGGCUGGCGCUGCGGCGCUUCAAGGAGUGGGCGCGUAUGAGUAAGCUGCUCAACACCGCGGCCUCCAUACAGAUCAUGUCGCGUCGCGCCACCAGCCUGUGCCCCAUGUACGCAAUGCUGGACGACGCCACGCACAUGUGGUUCAUCGCCUGCUGGAGCGCCUGGCGCAACUUCGUGGUCGGCAGGCUGCGGAUGCGCUGCCUGCUGGGCCUGCACAUGUCGCGCGCCGCCACCGCCAACAUGGAGGCGGCGUUCAAGGCGCUGCGCAAGUGGGCGGAGCUGCAGCGCCGCGAGCGAGCACGCCUUGCCCUGGAGCGCAUGCGCGCCGCGGCGGGCGAGAGCGUCGACGGCGCGACUCCCACAGGCGCCAGUGACGGCGGGGCAAGCAGCCAGACGCCGCGAGCGUCGGAGCUCAGCGGCGCUGGGGACGGCGAGGCGCUGGCGGCGCCGGGCAGUGCCGGCGGGCGGUCGUUCGAGCUGUUCGUUUCCAUGGCUGACUACCCCAUUCCUGCCGGCGCCACAUGGCGCUCGCCGCUGGAGAAGCAGGAGCUUAUGGCCAAGGUGCCGUGCAUGCCAGUGCCCGGUGCGCCCCUCAUCGAGCUGGUGCCAGGGACGGCAGCGGCGCUGGCCGGAGGCCCGGGCACAGGCGCCGGCUCCGCGGCUGCCAAGGCCGCGGCGGCGGCAGCGGCGGCGGCGGCGGCGGAGGGCGGUGCCGCCGUCGCGCCGCCGCCAGACCCCUGGGCGACCCCUGCGCCGCCGGGCAUGCACCUGGCUCGCAUGCAGCAGCUGUUGGGGGAGCUGGAGAAAAUGGAGGGGCCCUUCUACCACGAGGCCGGCGAGCGGCUGCAGAUCCUCAACGUGGUCCGUCACCGGGAGAUCACCAACUCGCAGAGGCAGUGGAUAGACAUCGAGCACCCCAUCUCACACAUCUAUCUGGGCCAGGCGCAGAAGGACCCGCGGCUGUGGCAACGGCUGGUGGGCCUGGUGGCCAGCGACAUGCCGCACCCCGACCACCCAGCCGCACACAUGAUCGACCAGGCGCGGCUGCCUCUGGCGGACGCUGUCGCCGCCAUCCGCCGCGAGGUGCGCCUCGCGCGCCUCAACCUCGACGUCUCUACCCAACCAGACGAUGCCGACGGCCAGCAGCCACGGCAGCCGGGGCAGGGCAGUGGCGGCGGCGCUGCGGCUGAGUCAGUUGACGUGACAGCGUCCGGCGAAGCCGGCGGCGGCGCUGCCGAGGGCGCCGCCGACUCCGCACUGGCGCUGCCCAGCGCCGCUUCCCGCAAGCCGGCAGGCAUCCUGCUGCCGGAGCAGCAGCAAGACACGCUGCUGAUGCACAAGGUGUGUGAGGCGGAGGACUUCCUCGACACGGUGCUGCACGUGGUGCUGGCCGCCGGCGGCGCCGAGACGCCGAUGCUGCGCCGCGCCCUGGGCGGCCGCGUGCCGCGCGGCACGCUGCUGGGGGAUGCGCUGGUGAUGACGCUGUCGGGCGCCCUAGCCAGUGACCUGCUCACGGCGGCGGCGGAGCUGCGCCACCGCACCAACCGCGACAGGGUCAUCACGCUAGGCGUGGAUCUUGCGGAGAAGGCAAAGGCGUUUGCGGGCCACCGGCCAGAGUUCACGCUGACGCGGCUGGACCGGCGCGGCGCGGCGGCGCAGGCGGCGGCGCGCGCCGCCGCCGCCGCGGCGGCGCUGGUGGCGGCGCAGGUGGCGGGCACGGCGCCGGCAACGGCGGGCGUGUCGUUGGAGCAUGGCGUGUCCGCGAUUGCGGCGGCGGCGGCGGCGGCGGGGUCCUACGACGGCGGCGGGCUGGCGGCGGAUCUCAGCGCCCGCGCCGCCACGGUGCGCACUAUCAACCCGGCAUUGCUGCCGCCGCCGGAUGAGGAUGAGGACUUUGACAUGGACGCACUGAGGGCGAAGCGGCGCGCGGCGGCGCUGGCGGCGGCGGAGCAGGACGCGGAGGCGGCGGUGCUGACGGCCGUGUCGGCGGCGGCGGGCGUGAGCCCCACGCGGCCCGGCACCGGCACUGAGUCGGUGGGCUCACCGUCGCUCAGCCCCGGCCGCGGCCGGUGGCGCAAUGUCAAGGCGGCGGCGUUGAGCAAGAGCGCCGUGAUUCGCAUGGAGAUGAUGACCGGCCGGCCGCAAAAGGGGGAGCCUGGCUCGCCCUCUGCCGUGGCCGCCGGCCACGGCGCGCCCAUGCUCGCCACGGCACGGCGAGCCAUGGAGAACCGCCGCGUGCGCGGCAGCGGCUCGCCCAGUCUCAGCCCCACGCGCGGCCGCGACGCCGGCGGCACCGGUCGCUCCAUCGCGUUUGACCUUGGUGUCGACGGCGCCGCGGACAGCCCUGGCGGAUGGGCAGGCUCUGACGGCGAUCUGUCGCGCGGCACCACGCCGCAGCGCGGCGAGGCGCUGACCCGAGCUGCCAGCCGCGUCGGCUCAGUGGCGGGCGGGUCGAUGUUUCGGAGCCCGUCACGGCGCGGCCUUGGCGGCGGCGGCGGCGGCGGCGGCCUCAGCCGGCGCAACAGCAUGAAGAGCCAGGCGUCGUCGGUGUGGGGCCGCGAGAGCACUGCCGCCGGCGGCAUGUCGCUGCGGAAUCUGGUGGAGGGCUUUUCGUUUUCUGGGCCCGGCGGCGCCGACAGCACGGUUGCAGAGGAGGCGGAGCCGUCGGAGGCGGAGGCGGAGCAGGCGUUCACGCCGCGCACUGAGGAGGAGGUGGACCCGCUGCAGCCGCCGCCGCCCGUGAACAACUUCCUGUACCUCACAGUGCCCGGCAUCCUCACCACCGGCAAGAUCCUCAACCCGGCGAACUUCCCGUGGCCCGCGGCCAUCCCCACGCUGGAGUCUGUGCACACCAAGUCCGACCACAUCCUGCGCGCCGUGCUUCCCCACCUGGCGGCGCUGCCCACCCUGCCCGACAUCGUCUACGGACCCCUAGGCGAGCCGCCCUCAGCACAGCUCUCCCACAUCUCUCCAGAGGCCUCCCAGCUCUCGCAAAGGUCGGGAGCCGGUGACGCGGGCGCGGUCGACGGCAGCGCCUUCGGCGGCGCCUUUGGCGCCGCCGGCGCGGCAGCCGCCUCCGCCUCCAGCGGCGGCGGCGACGCCAGCCUCAGCGGCGGCAUCGCGGCUAUGCGGGACAUCAACAUGAGCAUGAACGGCGGGCCGGCGCCGCGAGGUUCCAUGUAUGGAAUCCUGUCCUCCGCGCUGGACGGCGCGGCGGCGGAGAUGGCUGCGAUUAUGGCGGAGGCCUCCGCUGCCAAUGCCGCCGUCGCCAGCUGCAGUGGCGCCGUGGGCGCCGGGCUGGGCGCCGCCCGCGUGCCGCCCGGCGGCCGUGCGCCGCCGCGCCGACAGGCGUCGGUGCUCGGGCUGGGCGGCGCCGCCGCAUCGCGCCGCUCCGUCCUUGGCGUGCCCAACGGCGGUCUGGAGGAGGAGUCAUCGGCGGCGGCGGCGGCGGCGGCGCUGCGGCGCGAGCGGCGCACGCAGGCGCUGUUACACCAGAUGCUGGGUCUGGAUGCGCUGAUGGACGGGCUGGUGCAGGACGAGGCGGGCGACGGCGCGGCAGCGGCGGCGGCGGAGGGCAGCGGCCUGGGCGGCAAUGGCAGCGGCAGCCGGCUGGGCGCGCUGGCGGAGGGCGAGGAGGAGGGCGAGGACGACGGCGACGAGCCGUCGGCCGCCGCCGCGGGUGUGCCCAAGGUGCCAAUCAAGGAGCUCCUGGGUCUGUCAUUCACCGGUGCGAGCAGGCGGCAGCGGCCCUCCAGCGGCGCACCCGGCGCCGCCGUCAGCAGCAGCCGCAACUCCAGCGGCCGCAGCCCCAGCCGCGCCGGCGCCGCCAGCGGCACCGACGUGAACACCGCGUUCGAGAGCUUCGGCGUGAAGCGCGGCAGCAGCGGCGGCGACAUCGGCGCCGACGACAGCGAAACCUUCGGGACCAAGCUCACGCCACGGACGAUGCUGGCCGAGGAGAGCAGCGGCGGCGCCGCCGCUGCCGCUGCCGCCGCCGCCGCCGCCGGCUCGAUUUCCGCCAGUGGCGGCGCCGGCGCCGCAGGCGCCGCGAAGAAGGCUCGUGUGCCGGGGUCGCGACCGCAGUUCCACGUGACUGCGCAGCAGCUGAACAUCUUCAUGGGGGGUCACCUGCGCCGCGGCCACGUCAACAGCGCAGCCAGCGGCGCCGACGGCGGCAGCGGCGCUGCCGUCACCACCCUGGGCGGCCUGACGCUGACCGCCGACGGCAUCCUGGUCACGCCCUACGGAGUUCAGAUCGUGCGGGAGGAGAACGAGGAAGAAAUGGCGGAGGCGGAGGCCGACGGCGACGAGCCGUCGGUGAUUGGCGCGGCGGCGGCAGCCGCCGCGGCAGCGGAGGCGGCCGCGGCGGCGGCAGAGGCGUCGCAGGGCGGCCCCGGCCGCACGCGCUCCGCCUUCCGAACGCGGCGGACCAAGACGGUGGUGGUGCGCGAGGUGGUCGCGAGCAUUCCUUUUGAGGAGCAGUUCGAUUUUCGCGGCAGUGUCUGGAUCCCGCCCGAGGCGCGCUCCCACAUGCUCGACGACUACGACCUGGCAGCCGAGCUGGCGGCCGGCCGCGCCGGCGACUUGGGCACCUAUGAGGCGUUUGCGGCGGCGGCGGCCGCGGCCGCCGCCGGCGGCUCCGCCGCGACCGGCCUGACGUCGGCGCUGAAGCGAUACAUGACGCCGCCGGCGGACUCGCCGUUCAUGCGGGAGUUCGAGGAGGAGCUCGCGCGCACGCGCGUGGCCGGCGCGCGGCGCAAGAGCGCGCACGCCUCGGCGGCGGCGGAGCGGCAGCAGCGCACCUGGGCGAGGCUGACGCAGGGCCGGGCCAGCAGCAUCAUGGGGCCCGCCGGCACCGCGGAGGGCGAGGCGGAGGCCGCCGCCGCGGCGGCGGCGGCGCUCGUUGGCGGCGGCGGCAGCCGCCCCGGCUCCCGCAGCUCCUCAGUGUCGCCGGACAGCCGUUCGCGCCGCAGCCCUAACAGCCGUCAGGCGUCGCGCUUCGGCCGCGGCCGCUACAAGGUGACUGACGCGGCGUUCAUGACGGAGAGCGAGGACGAGGCGGAGCGCGCGCGGCAGCAGCGGGCGCAGGAGCGCGCUCGCAGCGCCGGCGCCGCGUCCAAGUCCGCCCAGACCACCAAGUCCGGCGCUGCCGCCCGCACCCUGGACGGCGGCGAGAGCGCCGCCGGCAUCCCCGGCGUUGCCGACGCCGACGGCCUCGACCUCAACCACCCUUGGCUCGAUGACCUGUUUGAUGACGACGGCACCGGCGUCGACGUCUCCGCCGCUGCCAGCGUCGCAGCCAGCGCCGCCGCCUCCGCGGCCGCCUCCGCCGCGGCCCUGGGCGGCGCGGGCCAGGAGGACUCCAUCCUGCAAAACCUGCUGCGAAACGGAGUCCCCGGCUACAGCCGGACGGUUGCGGUGGCGCAGGCGGCGGUGGCCGCCGGAGGCGACCCCGCCAGCACGCGCAUGGCGGCGGCGGUGGCGGCUGGCGCGGCCCCGGCCGCCGCCGCCGCCGGCUCGGCGCACAUGCAGAACUACCUGUCCCAACAGCUUAUGGGCCACCCGCACCACCAGCGGCUCGUGGCCUACCAUCAGCAUCAGGCGGAGGCCGCAGCCGCCAAGGCGGCGGCGGAGUCGGCGGAGGCGCGGAAGCGCCUGUCAGAAAAGUCGGACGGGCUGUCGCCGUGGCCGGGCAGCGACGGCGGUGCCGAUGGCGCCGCCGGGCCCAGCUCAGCGCAGGCGCUGCCGACGGUCGCAAGUGCAGGCAGUGAGCCCGUCAGUCCGUCGGGUCUGGCGCGCCAUCGCGCCGGGCCGCACAUUGCUUCCAGGCUGGGCCCUGGCGGCACCACCGCCUCCGGCGCUGCGCCGGCCGGGGCCGCCGCAGGCGCCCCCCCUGACGCCGACGGCGUCGGCGUCGGCCUGGGCGAUGGUGGCGGCGGCGGCGGCGCCGCUGCGGCGGGCGCGGGCGACAUGCCUGCUUUGCCGUCGGCUGAGCUGAUGCUGCCCUUCGUCACCUCUUCCGGCGCGCCGGCCAUCGCCUCCAGCGCCGCCGCCUACGUCGCGCUCACGCAGCGCGCCAGCCUCCGCAACCUCGGCGGCGCCGGCGCCGGCGCCGGCGGCGCGCCCAUUGCACGCCUUAGCGGCGCCAGCGCCGGCGUCGCCUCCGCCGCAAUGCAAAACGCGCUGGGCAACCUCGCCACGGCCUCGGCGGCCGGCGCCUACGGCAUCCUAGACCCCAGCCGCCUGCCCGGUGCCGCGGCGGCGGCGGCGGCGUUGGGUGACAUGUUCACCACGGGCUCCGGCCCCUCGCGGCCGACGUCGGGCCAGCGGGUGCGUCCGCGCAGCGGCCAGCCGCCGCGGCGGCGGCGCGGCAACCUGCGCACGGGCGACCAAGUCCUGGAGGACCCCCUCAUGUUCCAGCAGCCCCAGCAGCAGCAACCGGCCGCAGCGUCUCACGGCGCCAGCAACUCUGGCGCCGCCGCGGCAGCGGCGGCGCUGCCUGCGGCGGGCGCGGUUGAGGCAGCGGUGGCGGCCGCACCGGAUGCGGAUGCGGGCCUGUUGGACGUACCACAGUCGACCGGUGAGCCGGUGGCCGCGCCCAGCGGUCGCGCCGUCGCCGCCCUGGCGACGGCGGACCAGGCCUCCGCCGACUCGGACCCCUCCGUAUCGUCACCGUCGUCGGAGGCCGGCAGCGCCGCCACCUCGCCGUCAGGGCUGCGGCCGGAGGCCACGCUGGCCGGCUACGGCGCCGCCAGCGCGAGCGCGCCGCCGCCGGCAGCGGCGGCAGCGGCGACGGCGGCGGCUGAUCAGGGUGCGCCGGCGAAGGAGGCGUCGGUGGAGUACAUCCUGAGGGAGCAGGACGCCGACAUGACGCCGCCGCCGCCAGAGCUGGACGAGGCGCAGGCAGCGGUGCUGAGGGACGCGGGUGUGCUGCGGCAGCUUGAGGCGCUGCGGGCCAUGUGGAGCUCCGACCCCUACUCCUCCCGACCUGGCGUGGACCCCGUGCACCGGCCACACCACACCACACCGCUGGCGGCGGUGGCGGUGCAGGCGGCGCAUCAGGCGGAGGCCGCCGCGGCGGCGGCGGCGGAAGCCGCGCUGCGCGCGCAGGCGCUGGCGUCAAAGCCCGCCACGCCGGAGGCCCCGGUGCGGCAGGGCGCGGCCGGCGAGCAGGCGCCGCCGCAGACGCUGGAGGAGGCGGAGGCGGAGGUGGAGGCGGCGGUGGCGGUGGCGCAGGCGGCGGAGGCGACGGCCGUUGCCGCCGCCGCCGCGGCGGCGGUGGAGCGGCAGCCGGUCCGCAUUGGGCCGGGGCUGGCGCGUGCGCUGGCGGAGGCGGAGGCGGAGCAGUGGCAGGUGUACGACGAUGCCGUGGAGCGCAUGGCGACGGAAUUCGCCAGGGCGAUGCAGCAGCUGCGAUCCCAGGGCCAGGACGCGGCGGCGGCGGGCGGCGGCGGCUUUGGCGGCGGCGACGGCGACGGCGACGACCCCUUCCCGCUGCCACCCGGCACAAGCAAUGACGGCGCGCGCUCGCUCUCGUCUGCCGGCGCCGGUCCAGGGCCCAGCUCGCGGCGCCAGCAGCAGGGGCGGCGCGGAGCGCCGCCGCCGCCGGCGCGCGCUUCUGCCGCCGGCGCGCCUGCUUCGCAGCGCGGCGCGCUGACGGGCCACGCAACGCGUGGGCUGUUGGAUUCUCUGGAGGAGGCGCUGGCGUCGUCUUUGGAUCCGGAGCGGUUGACGGGUCUGACGCUGCAACAGUAUAAUGACGAGCUGGCGGAUCUGGCCCAGCGGCUGGUGGUGGCGCCGGCCGCCACCAAGUACAUGUUCUGGAAGAAGGUGCAGACGGUGCAGCAGCUGCGGCAGAAGCUGAUGGAGGACCGAGCCAUGUCGGAGCAGCUGCGAGCCAUUCAGUGGACCGGCGCCUUCAACACCUACGCCAUGGCGCCGCCCGGCACGGACCCCGCCACCGGCCGCCGCGGGCCCUUCUCAGGCGAGCAGCUCAACCACGCGGCGCGGCGGCGCGAGGCGGCGCGCGAGCAGCAGCGCCGCGCGGCGCGUGCGCUGGCCAAGGUGCGGCGCGACGCCGCCGCGGCAGCGGCGGCGGCGCAGGCGCAGCUGGCGCUGCGCCAGAUGCCCACCGAGUGCUCCGGCGUGGGCCUGGCCGCCGAAAUCUCCGUGUCCCCAAACCUGGGCGGCAUUGCCUCGCCAUCGGCGGCAUUGCUAGACCACAGCGCGGCCAGCCUGGCGGCGGGUGGCGGCGGAGAACAGGCGCGCGCCGGCUCCGCCGGCGCGCUAAUCGGCCACCGCGCCGCCUGGGGCGCGUUGGGCGCGCCAACCACGGCGGCGGCAGCGGAGGCCGCCGCCGCCGCCGCCGUGACGGCGGGCGGCGGUGCCUAUUACUACGACGGGCCCCGGGCGGUGUCGGAACAGAUCGUGGCGCCGGCGACGCUGCAGCCCAAGCCGGCGCCCAGCCGCGUGACGGCGUCGUCGCGCGACGUGCUGCCGCGGCGGCCGCUGCGGACGCAGCGCUCCAUGGGUGCGGCGCUGGCGCCGCAUCCGCUGCCAUCGGCUGGCAGCCUGGCCUUCGGCUCGUUGGCCACGUCCACGGCCGCCUUCCGUGAGGCCCUGCUGUCCGCGCUGCCCAACGCCGGCAACCAGCUAACGGGCGAGCACCUGGAAGAUGCGCUGCAGCGCACAGAGGGCGGAGGUGGAGGCGGCGGCGGCGGCGAGCGGCGCAACCGGCGCGUGCACGGGGUGCCCGUGGCGGCGGCGCGGCGGGAGGCCAAGCGCCGUGCAGCGGCGGAGGCGGCGGCAGCCGCCGCCGCUGCCGCAGGCGGCAGCGGCGAAGCCGAUCCGCCGCUCAUGCGCCGCAGCGGCGGGGGCGCGCUGGUGCCGGUAGAGGCCGGCGGCGCGAAGGACGUGGGCGGCAGCGGCAACGGGCGGGAGCGGGCCACGAGCGCGCGCGCCACCAGCGCCCGGUCGCAUGUGGGCUUCGGCAGCAGUGUCGCUUCCAACCGCAGCCCGCGGACAGUCGACCCCACCGUGGCCAUCGCCAGUGCGCGGGCGCAGCAGCGGAGCCACGCAUUGGAGGCGGACCUAAACCCCUUUGGGGACGACGGCGGACUGGAUUUCACGGACAACCACGACCCGAUGUUUGGCGGCGACUUCGGGGAUCUUGGCGGCUUCUCGGCGGCGGCCUCGCGCGCGCAGUCGUUCGCUAGCGGCGCCACCGCAAGCCGGAAGGACCGCGGCGUCUCCAGCCGCUCACAUGGCGGCGGGCGGCGCGUGGCGCUCAACGUGCCUGAGGAUGAAGAUGACGAGGAUGGAGAGGAGGAGGAGGACGAGGACGAGGACGAGGGGGAGGACGGCAUGGUUGUGGACUCGGAGCCCGCCUCGCCCACAGCGGCAGACGGCGAAGACGGCAGUGUGCGGCGGCGGAAGAAGGGGAAGAAGGGGCGAAAGGCGGCGGCGGCGGCAGGCUCAGGGCACGCUGGGGAGUCCGCCGUCGAGGAGUCCGCUGCCUCCUCCCGCCGCACACGAGACCAGGCGUUAUCCCGGAGCAGCAGCCGCACUGCCGGUCCUCCCAGCUAUCUGCAGCCCACGGCGUCCGCGGCCGCACGCGCCGCUGGCGUAGCGGCGGCGAAAGCCGCCGCCUCCGGCGCGGCCGCGCCUUCCGCCGCCGCCGCCGCCGCCGCCGCCGCUGGCGGCUGGUUCCUCACUGCCACGGACGUGCCUGAAGGCGAGGAGGCGCGGGAGGAGGGUGCGGCGGCGGAGGGCGGCGCGGCGCCGCGCCCUGCGUACCAGGGCGAUGCGGAGGAGGGCCGCCGCGGGGACGAGGAAGCAGAUGAGGAGCGGGAGGACGACGCGUCGCGACCCGAGCCGCGGGGCCAGGUGCACACAGACGACACCGGCGGGCGACGGCGGCGGCAGGCCAAACGGCCGCGCCUCACCGCUGCCAAGCUGCAGGUGGCGCUGGCGCGCCGUGCUGCGCUGCGCAGUGCUCUGGAGGCGCGCGGCGAGCUGCUGGCGCUGGACGAGAUGGACCUGGAAGAGCUGGAGGAGGAGUCGGAGCUGGUGGACCGGCUGGUGGAGGCAUCCAUUCGCGUGUACGGCGCCGCACUGGCGCAGCGGCAGGCGCAGCGGCAGGCGCCGGGCAGCUCUGCGCUAGCCGGCGGCGCCGUCAACGUGCCGGGCGAGGGCGUGCGCACGCCCGGGCGCGGCCGCGCGCUGGGCUGGGCGCCGCCCGGACCGCACGAGCUGGGCCGCGGCGAUGCGAUCCAGCUGUGCCCCGACAACCCCUGGCUGAGGCCGGUGGCGGGCACGGCGGCGGCGGCGAUGCGCGCGGAGCGUGAGGGCGGCGGCGGCGGUGGCGGCAGGGAUGUGUCGCCCUCGAGACUGGUGCCGGACCUGACGGUGGUGCCAGCGGGUGCGGGCGCCGUCGCCGCCAGCCACCUCGCCGCCGGCAAUCGCACGGCAGCAGCAGCAGCAGCAGCGGCGGCGGCGGCGGCGGCGGCGUCAGCGCAAGCCAACCCUGCGCUGGCGUCAGUGCCGGUUGCCGACUUGGCGCCGCACCUGCCCACACCGUCAGGGCAGUACAAGCCCGUCGGCUUGCCGACUUCGGUGCCGCUGGCGCCGUUGACCAGCAGCCCCAAGCCGGCGCCCGGGCAGGCCGGCACCGUGCGCUUCCCACAGCCCGUCGCCGGCGCGCCCGGCACCAGCGGCCCCGCCUUCGCCAACCCGAUGCGCAGCGCGGCGCCGGUGUCACAGCUGUCGGCGCCGGCGCUGACGCUGAACGCCUCCGCGGCGGCGGCGCCCGUGCACGGCCCGGCGGGAUUGCAGCCGCUGGGCGUGCCCGGCGGCGCCGCCGCCGGCGGCGCCGCCAGCGGCGCCGCCACGGCGCGAAGCGGCGUGGCAGCGCUGCCGGCGGCGCUGACGGCGUCUGGGACGCUGCCGCCGCGGGGGCCGCAGCUGCCGCCGGUGGAGUACACGCCGCCGCGGACGCCGACCACGCCGUCCUCUCGGCCGCCGGCGAUGCUGGAGCCCAUUCCGGACGCGCCACGCCCGCGCUCGGCCGACGGCCCGCCGGCGCAGCUGGCGGCGGGGGCGCCUGGCGGCGGCGGCGGCGGCGGCCACCACCCCCACCACCUGCCGCCGGCGCCGUCAUCUGCCAGCUCCUCCAGAGGGCAAGGCCGGCCGACGCAGUCACAGCCGCCGACGCAGUCGCACCCGCCUUUGGAUUGGGUUAAGUUGCAUACGCCGGACCGCGGCUUGGCUGGACUGUGCAGCAUUGGCACGACGCCGUCGGCGAUUGCCGCUGCGGCGGCGGCGGGGCCGGUUACGGGACUUGCUGGCAUGCCGGCGCCAAUGGUUACGGCGUCGCCAGGUAGUGGUAGUGGUGGUGGUGGUGGUGGUGGUGGUGGUGCCGGUAGCGCAGGUGGAGGAGGCAGCGGGGGCGGUGGUGGGGCGGUAGGCGGCGGGACUGGGCGGACUCGGUCGCCGUCGCGCCUGGGGCCGGGGGCGGUGGGCAGCCAAGCUCAUUGAGUUGGCGGCGAUGAGUGAGGCAGCAGCUGCAAUUACUUGGACCACCUUAACCACAGUGUUUGUGUUGGUGGCAUGUACACGCGGACACAAUGCCGGGCGCAGGCGCCAGAGCAGUCAUUACGGUACAUCGGCUGCCUUUGCCGCGGCUGGGUUUAGCGGGUAGACCAGACUCGGGGAACUGAAAUAAAUAGGUAGGGUAAGUUUUCUGGAAGCUAAGUCGCUGAUCGGUGUGCACUCAUUCUUGAGUGGGA
Molecule: messenger RNA, 14292 nt
Organism: Chlamydomonas reinhardtii
Lineage: Eukaryota; Viridiplantae; Chlorophyta; Chlorophyceae; Chlamydomonadales; Chlamydomonadaceae
Exons: 19
Coding region: 278-14041 (4587 amino acids)
Source: RefSeq, a predicted model, not a curated record